Molecule: messenger RNA, 4554 nt
Organism: Cydia pomonella (codling moth)
Lineage: Eukaryota; Metazoa; Arthropoda; Insecta; Lepidoptera; Tortricidae
Product: sodium/hydrogen exchanger 9B2-like
Exons: 11
Coding region: 824-2395 (523 amino acids)
Biological process (GO): proton transmembrane transport
Cellular component (GO): membrane
Molecular function (GO): antiporter activity
Source: RefSeq, a predicted model, not a curated record
UUUAAAUAUCAAGUAAAUAUUUUUCUCGGAGUUGUUUCGGGGAGUCUAAAACUGCUAAUAAAAUAUACCUAUUUUACUAAUAUUUUUCGACAUUCCUACUUAUGAUCAUUUUACGACAUUAUUUUGUAUUCAACGGGCAGACAAAAUAUCAGCGAGUACCUAAUAUCCAUUUAAUUAAGAAUUUAUUGCUUGCUUGCGAUACAACGAGGAAAUGCCGCCAGCAUCCUUGGAUUCCUUGGUACUAUGCCUCUGGCCUAUUGUAGAUUUAAGAUAUACAUACCUAUAUUAAUUUAAUUUACCUAUAGUAAGUAUUUGUAUUGUGUCACUGUAAUACCUUUGUAUACUUAUAUAUAUAUAUAUGUUAUAAAAUAAAUUUACGAAUUUGUAACACUGAGCAUUCCACUAUAUUUUUUUGCCUUAACACUCACAAUUUAAUGUGUACACAAAUAAAAUCACAUGAAUGACCGUCACGUGGUACGUUGUUAUCACCAACAAAUGUAUCUUGUUGACUUUUGACUUAGCGGCCUCGCGGCAAGCAAGGAUAGCAAAUACGAGCAGUACGAGUACGUACGAGUAUGCCGGCCGCACUCUGAAAAUAAAUUUACUUUAGAUUCUCACAUUGUUAUCAAUUGCAGACUUGUGCUCAGUAGUAGCAAGAUUAUCGUCGCGAAUAGUUGUUUAACAACAAUUACAAGGGUACCUAUACGAACGCGGGCACUAAUAGGGCUUCAUUCUGUUCUGGCACUUCGUGGUAUAGAUUAUGACUUGCUGAUUCUAAACUGUAAAUUGUAUAACUCUAAUAGGAAGUGAUCUGAUCAACACCAUGAUUAACAUGACCACAGAAAAUAAAACAUUCUCGCCAGGUGCAGACAAUCAGACUCAUCGAAAGUUAUAUGACAAGUGGUGGCAAAAAUUCUGCCUACGAUGUCAUCAAGAAGACCAAACGCCGUCGUGGGAACCGGCGUGGUGGGGAAGAGUUUUCCCAUUCCCAAUUUUCCCCACUUAUAGGCAAAGUGCACAGCAACUUUUAAUUAUUAUUUUCUUUCUCCUGGCAUGGGGUAUAUUAUACGCUGAAAUAUGCCAACCGGUAAGUCUAAACGGAGAAAUUUUCAGCAUGACACUGUUGGUCAUCGCGUCGUACGUAAUCGGGUGGUUAUGGCUGAAAAUUACCACAUUGCCGGCACUUAUAGGAAUGUUGCUGACCGGGAUCAUUUUUCAAAACGCCGGGCUUGUGCAUAUGACCGAUAAUUAUAGAAAACUUAAUCAGGAUUUGCGAAAAGUCGCUCUGGUUAUCAUACUAACGCGUGCUGGGCUCGGUUUGGAUGCUAAAGUCCUACGGAAGCAUUAUGCAGCAGUUCUUCAACUAGGGCUUUUACCUUGGCUAGUCGAAUGCUUAUGUAUCGCCAUUACUACACACUACCUUCUAUCAUUGCCAUGGAUUUGGGGUUUCCUUCUAGGAUCUAUGAUAGCGUCAGUGUCGCCUGCCGUUGUAGUUCCAUGUCUAUUCCGACUAAAGGAUGAAGGAUAUGGAGUCGCUAAAGGUAUACCAACAUUGCUGCUCGCAGCUGCUGCUAUCGACGACUCGGUCAGCGUAGCUGUAUUCUCCAUUAUACUUAAUGCCAUGUUUUCCACGGGCUCCGUGACUUGGAAUAUCAUAAAGGGCCCAUUAUCCAUCGUCGCUGGCGUAUUACUCGGUUCUUUGUGGGGUGCCAUGACUUCCGUUAUUCCGGAAAAAGACGACGUUUACGUGGUACCUUUAAGAUUUCUGGCCUUGUUUUUAGGCGGGUUAUUCUCAUUAUUCAUAUCAAAUCUAAUUGGAUGGAGCGGUUCAGGUCCACUAGCCAUCGUCUCUUCUGGAUUUAUCGCAGCUUAUUAUUGGGAAAAGCAAGGUUGGCCCGUUAACAAGAAUCCAGUAAGCAAUAUAUUCAGAAUAUUAUGGAUCUUCUUCGAGCCAAUACUCUUCGCGUUUACUGGAGCCCAAAUAACGAUAAGCGAUCUGGACCCACAAGUAGUAGCCAUGGGAGUGGUCUGCCUGGUUAUUUGUCUGGUACUGCGAAUAAUUUCCACACUUCUGGUCAGCUUUGGCUGUGGGUUGAACAUAAAGGAGAAACUAUUUAUUGGCUUAGCAUGGAUGGCUAAGGCUACUGUACAGGCAACACUUGGCCCUGCAGCACUAGACAUAAUAAAUAGCGGAAAUAGUUUUGGUGGUCCUGAGGAGUUAGUCUUUGCUACAGCACUUUUGACUGUCAGCGUCCUUAGCGUCGUCAUUUCAGCUCCCAUGGGAGCCAUCUUCAUCGCACUGACCGGGCCCAGGUUAUUGAGCAAAGAUGAAACAACAAGAUCUUCAGAUGAUAAAAACGGCCGUCAAACGGAGUUAUCGUCAAUACAUCUUUAAGAUGAUAUGUACUUAUAUACUUACUUUACUCUUUGCAUGUAGGUAGGUACUCGUACCUCUCAGAAUUCUCCAUCCCAUAAUUAACUAAAGCAACCUACUUAAAAACUCAAGACUUGGUGUUAAAAGAUCUGAAUUAGGUUAAGAAGUUCUAUUUUAGAAAUAUAUUUGUAAGCGGCUGAACUAAGUAAAUUACGUUUUAAAUAUUUUUCGAAGUAAAUCAUGUUUUUGAUGAUCUAUUAUUUAUUUCUUCUAGAAAUCGUGGAAUGUGGGGUACGCGGUAAAAUCUUGUUUCCUAAAUGAGUAAUGUAUAUAAAAUUAAAGAUUUAAGACGCAAAUCCCUGGCUGCAGGAAAACCUGUUAACCUUAAAUAUGCAAAAAACCAAUUACAUUUGCUUCACGAUGACUGCCGGUACACAGCCUGACACUUCGUUCAAGAUCAGGAUUCAUAACUGUAAUGACAAAAAUCAAUCAAAAUGCGCCUGCCCAGUCAUCAAGAAAGUUGAAUGUGUUAAAUAUUUAGGAGUAAUGAUUGACCAGAGAGAGAGACAUGGCAUAUGCAAACUGAACUGAUGAUAUCCCGAAUUCGGAAACUUAUAUGGCCAUUUAAGCAUUUAAGACACGUUGCCACAACUAAACUACUAAAACAAAUUUAUAUUUCCCUCGCACAAUCCGUCCUCUCCUACUGUAUCUCUGUCUGGGGUGGUGCCACUAAAACUCAAUUCCUGCAAUUGGAAAGAGCUCAGCGAGCUUUACGCUUUAGUCAUGUUUUUCAAGCCCUUUAGAUUUCCCACCAGUGACUUAUAUGAGUUAUGUGGCCUAUUAUCGGUCAGAAAAUUAUAUAUCCUAAAUGUUAUUUUACGAAGACAUAAAGACACUUGUUUUUCUCCUGAGUCUACAAACUUGAGGAGAAAGAAAGUCAACGUAAUUCCUCUACUAACAACAAAGACCGCUUUUGCAAAAAGGCAAUAGGUAUCUUACACAAUCAGCAAGAUUAUACAAUAGUACUAAUAAAGUCAUUCACAUUUAUCCCACGACCUACAGAGAAUGUAAAAAGAAAAUUCUAGACUGGAUCAAAACAAAAACCUAUAUUGAAAUAGAAAACUUCCUCGUAAAUUGAAUCUCCUAAAUUUUACCUCUUGUAGUUUUGUUAGUAAUGUAAUCUGCCUCAGUUUAAACUGAUUUAAAUAUAGCUGCCCUUUCUCUGACUCUCUGACACGUACCUUUACAUACACACACACACCCACACACAUACAUACAUACACACACGCAUACUUACACACAUACACACAUAUAUAUGUAUGCUAUGUACCCUAUACCUUACCUUCUGUCCAAAACCGAAUUAUAUUUGAACCAAUUUAUCUUUUAGAAAUACGAGUAUACUAGUUUUUAAUUUUAAUGUAAUGGCGUGAGCGUAUUAAUUAGUACAUAUUAAUAUUGUUGUUAUAGCGUCUACUCCUAGUGAAUAAUGUUCUUUACUCUAGUAAUUAAAGUUAUGUUAAACACACCAUAGUAUUACGAUCCUGUACAUCACAAUGGAGGAGCGGUGUCUCUUGACACAGGUAAUUUUAUACUUAAAAAGAGGCACCCACCUGAUCUUUGUAAAAUAACUUGUGCUACUGAAUAAAUCAUUUUUAUUUAUUUUAUUUAUUAUAAGUGGACGACCCCAAAAACCGCGAAAUGUGCUGUUGAGUGCGUCAGUAUGUGGCAUCAGAAGGUGUGUAAAGUGUGUGAAGCCCUUCAACUCCUACAAAUAAUAACGCUUAAGUAUAGGGCGCUAAUGGGGCUGCCACGGUAUUGCAGCGCAUCAGAGAUGUUUGCGCAUGUGGCGUGUUUUAUAGCUAAUAGCGCCUGCGAGCCGCGUCCCUGGUGCGACGCGUGCGCACCAGCUCCAACAGCCAACACCGUCCUGGCAGUGAUUGCGGACAAGUUUUGCACGUAUAUUACAUUUUCCUGCGGACUUCAUACUCGCACGCCCGGCAGCACUGUGAUUAACACAUUGAGAAAUAGAUGACGUUUGUCAAUGUGUUAACCACGGUUGCAUUAAUGUUUUAAAUUUUAAUGUUAUUUGUUUAAUGUUUGUGCGUGUUUAAUGUAAAUACUAAUUUAAUUAUGUAAUUAUGAGUCAUUAUGGUACUUGAAAUAAAUGCAUUUUAAUUUCA